Molecule: messenger RNA, 24687 nt
Organism: Porites evermanni
Lineage: Eukaryota; Metazoa; Cnidaria; Anthozoa; Scleractinia; Poritidae
Source: the annotation of a GenBank genome assembly
AUGUUUGGCCGGUCGCCGCCAAAUAUUCUGGCGACUUUAAUAUUUUGUUUUUUACUACUUUUCCUACGAAACCAUUGUCCGGUAGAAGCAAAACCGCACCGGAAACCGGAUUCUUUGAGACCAAAUACAGCAGGUAACAUUAUCUAUGAAGGAGAUUGGCCAGAACUUGUAAACUAUAAAAAUGGCCACUAUAAGAGAAGUCCGCUGGAAGUGGAGGAUGAGCAGACGGACAGUAAGGGGCAGAAAAUGUUAAGUAUUACGCCUGGGAAAAGACAAGGUAUUGAAACACCAAUUCAGCCUUUGACGUCGGAUCCUAAUGUUGACUUUUCACACUUGAACAGUGCACAAAUCGUUCGGUCGAAAGUCGACCAGCCUGAAAGCGAAUCAUCUGCUGUUUCGGUGGAGGAGGAAAAGAGAGUGUCUGACGAUAGCUCUGGUGCGAAACAGGAAUUAAAGGAAAAUGAUAAUAAAAUAAAUGAAGGACACCAGAAUGAAGACAUUUUGCCGAGUAAUGAAAACAUGAUCGAUAAACAGAAAAAAGAAGCGACAAAUGGGAACAGUGCUUCGUCAUCGCAGGAAGAAGUUGUUGCUGGUAAAGACAGUCAAAAUAAAGAAGCGGCCGAUCAAAACACAAAUAGCCAAAGUGUUGGGGAAAAAAAGCCGUCUGCAGAUGAAAAUGCGCAAGUUCGAAGUGUUGCAAACAAUGUAGGCAAAGUCAACAAGCUUGAAAAUAUCCCUAAUGACAAAAGCAAUGCUAAUUCGUCAAGCCUUUCUCUACAACUGGAAAAGAAUCAGGCUAGUUCUGGUCAGGCUUUAACUAAACCAAGCAACAAGCAACAAGAGGACGCCAAUGAAAGUAAAAGUAAAGCAAUAAAAACUCCACCACCGGUAACGAGUACCUCAGCCAGUCAGAACGCGAUAGCUUCUCCAGAAAACAGCCCAUCCGUUAAACCUGGAAUGUCAUCUCAGGAAAGCAGCCUAACGGCCACAACACCUCAAGUUCAAAGCGCACCGGUAGGCCCGGUGCGAGAUGCACUGGGAAACAGCGGGUCAGAAAUAGUAACAACUCAAACUCGCAGAGCACCUGAACUUGACACCUACGCAGAGCGAGACAAUGAGCCUAAACCAUCCAAUGGGCCGGAAGUUGGACAUUUUCAAGUAGACGACAAAUCUGCUGAUCUUGAAAUAAACGCAAAUUCUGCAGGAGUCAAAGUUAAAGCCAAACCUGCUUCAUUACAGGUGGUUUCACGCCCUGGUUCGCAUUCUGGGGCGGGAUCACAGGAGCGAUCUUAUUUCCCUCAUUAUCAUUAUCCUCCUUACCACCCCCACCACCAUUGGUUUCCUGGUAUGCGGAGAUCGUUCGGACAUUUCCAUCGUCGCCAUUUCUUCAAUCCAUAUCCACCCUUCCUAGAGAGGCGUGGCUAUGAGAAUUUUUACGACGAAGCACCUUUCUAUCGUCGUCGCCUGCCUUACUGGUACCCACACAGGCAUCGACACCAUUUCCACGAUUCUGAUUUGUACGAAAGAUCUCGUUUGGAGGAGCCGGAUGACGUUUCAAGAUACCGUCGGCGACGAAGGCACAAGCGGCGUUUCAGGCAUAUGAACCGGCCAUAUAGGCGGCAGUUUUACAACAAUAUUCCAAUAUCAAGUGGCAUAAAUGCUCCACCUCAAAUGGGAGUACCGCCAGAAGAAGGAACAAUGCCUCAGUUACCAUUGGGACUAGGCCAGUCCUUUACUCAGCGGCAGAAUAUAAUAACACCGAUGCCACCACCUAUCAACGUGGAAGGAAAUCCUCCUCCUGGCUUGCUUGAAGGAAUGAACGGACCGAAUUUUGCUAUGAACGGGAUUGAGGGCCUAAACAGUUUAAACGGAAUGAAUGAGAUAAACAAUGCUUUUAACGGGAUGAACGGAAUGAACGAAAUGAAUAGCAUGGGCGCAAUUGGCCUCAAUCCGUUAGGACAAAUGGGUACCACUGGAGGCUUACAAGAAGGUGCGUUAGAAGAAAUGCCCAAUGCAGAGCAAGCUGGUAUUUCCAGGGCACUUCGAACCAGAAAUAGGCCGUCAGAAGCACCACGAAGGGCCUUCAAAAAGACUGCUAUUCUCUCGGGAACGAAAAGUAAGAACAUGACAAAGACAGAACAUUCGCACGAGAAAACGUUUGAAUUAAAAACGGAGAAUUUAAACGAACACCCUGAAAAGAGGAAAGCAACUAAACAUGGUAAAAAAGGAGGCGUAAACCUUAAAAAAUGGGAAAAAACGCUUAAACGCUAUCACGGAAUAAAGGCAGCUUCAUCAAAGUCACCGGGAAAACGCAAGUUCCGUCGAAGUACGAAAUCCCUUCCGGCCGACCAAGAAUCAUCAAAAGCUGAGGGAAAAACGGAUCAUAAACACGCUGCAUCGUCUCUUCCUGCCCAACACGCAAAAGACGAAAAGGGGAAGAAAAAAAACGAAAUUGUGAUGCAUCGUCCACCAAUAAUCUACCACCCACCCCCUGAAAUCUAUCAUCGCCCUGAUAUCGUGGUUCACCGUGCUCCCAUAAUGCUCCACCGACCACCUAUCAUCUACCAUCAGCCUCCUGUUGUUGUUCAUCGGCCAGCAAUCAUUUAUCAUCAACCACCCAUUGUAUUCCAUCAACCCCCACCGAUGGUGCAUCAGCCAAUCUUGCACUCUCACGACACGUGGGUGACAAAGCCUGUUGUGUUCCACACAGCUUCGACAGUUUCGCAUGAGAAGACCUAUUACGGGAUACCAAAUCACGUGUUUUCUGGAGCUUACGGUGACGAUUGUCAUGGCGGUCACUGCUCUUUCAGAAAAGGACAUGUGCCUCAUAGAAGUAGUACUCAGGCGAAGGGCCUUAAGCAUUCAGACAACCACAAGAAGAAAACAAAACGUAACAGUCUUGGCGAUUAUAUGGCUUACUUUACAUCCCUAUGGAAGAGAAGUCCAUUAAACAAAAGAGAUACCGAAGAUGCAUAUGCCUUUAUUUCGUCAAGCGACGGUGCCAGACAAAAGCUUAGCUACACGGACAUGAAUAACGGUCCCAUAAGUAAGAGGGACACUAGAUCACAGUAUAGUACACCUCUUAAUAGAAUUUGGAAACAAAAAGUUAAACGGAACUCCGAUGACUCCAAGAACGGUACAGAAAACAAGAAAAAGAAAGAUGUCGUUGUCAAUCGACCACCAAUUAUUUAUCAUCCACCACCAGAAAUUUACCAUAGGCCAGACAUAGUAGUACAUCGUCCUCCUCUCGUAAUUCACAGGCCGCCCAUCAUCUAUCAUCAGCCACCUGUCAUUGUUCAUCGCCCAGCCGUUGUGUACCAUCAGCCGCCUAUUGUUUUUCAUCAGCCACCACCGGCAGUUAGCCAGCCGUUGCUGUAUUCACAUGACUCUUUCACAGUACACCCUACCUUCUUUGCUACACAUCAUGGAUCUGUUGUUCGUGACUUUGGACAUUAUGUGGGCGUGCCUAACGUUAUUACAAAUUACGGUAAUCCACUAUUUGGAAGGGGACCUAUCGGCAAGAGAUCUGAAAUAGAAAAAAGGCCAUCUGAAGGCAACACAACGACCUCACAGAGUACUAGUUCGGCGGAACUCACCUCUAAGAAAGCCUCCCUGAAUGAGCAAAACAACAAGGCGAGAAAUGAGUCAAGUGAAAAAGCCGGGAAAAAGAACACUGUUUUAGUCCAUAGGCCUCCAAUAAUUUAUCAUCCACCCCCGGAGAUUUACCACCGACCUAUUAUAGUUGUUCAUCGACCACCAAUUAUGAUCCACCGUGCGCCAAUAUUCUAUCACCAACCACCAGUGGUUGUUCAUCGUCCUGCUAUAGUGUAUCAUCAGCCCCCAUUAAUAUUCCAUCAACCUCCCCCAAUGGUCCAUCAGCCAGUAUUAAAGUCUCACGAUACGUGGAUAUCAAAGCCUGUAGUGAUACCUUUCUCUUCACGCGUAAUGCAUCAUCACACGUACGUUGGGGUUCCUGAUGCCUAUACCGUUCAUCAUUUCGAGGGAUCACACGGCUUUUACAAAUCAAGAAUUUUAAAGCAUACGCACCACGAGGAUGAACAUGCAUAUGAACGAAACAAAAUUACCGACGAGAAUAAUUCAACAAAAACAGAUACAGAUUCUUUCCAGAAGAGAAAAACAAUGACCCAAGGAACCAAGCAAAACAGCACAUUAAAUCUCAAAACAACAAAGACAACCAAUCAGAAGGGAAAGAAGAAAAAUGCAGUUAUUGUGAGACGUCCUCCAGUUAUUUACCAUCCACCGCCUGAAAUAUACCACCGCCCAGAUAUUGUAGUUCACCGAGCUCCUAUUGUUGUCCAUCGCGCUCCAAUAGUUUAUCAUCAGCCUCCUGUAAUUGUACAUCGGCCAGCUAUCGUGUAUCACCAGCCACCGCUAAUAUUUCAUCAGCCUCCGCCAGUGGUGCAUCAACCAGUUUAUCGGUCACAUGACACUUACGUACACAGCCCAGCGGUCAGACUAUUUGGGUCGAGACUGCAUCAUGUUGGGCACAUCUAUAAAAUACCGCAUGCAUACUAUCAUGGACAUGGCGGUGUCCUUCACUACAUGGCAUAUGGGAAAUCCAAAGUACCUAAACAGAAGGAUUACAAAGAAGAGGGAGGUGAGACGAGAAAUAAUGUUAAGAGCAAAAAAGUAACAAAGAAUCAUCACGCAAGACCAAAACAUAAAAUUCUAACAAGAAGCAAGGAUAAAACAGAAACGGGCACGAAGCUUCACAAAAACAACAACAUUAUUUACCAUAAGGCAAAGGAGGUAACGGAAAAAGCAAACAAAAAGAACUCUGUAGUCAUACAUCGGCCGCCAAUUAUCUACCAUCCACCGCCGGAGGUCUAUCAUCGACCUGAUAUUGUAGUUCACCGAGCCCCGAUAGUACUCUACCGCGCACCGAUUGUGUACCAUCAACCACCAGUUGUGGUUCAUCGUCCAGCUAUUGUAUAUCAUCAGCCACCCAUCGUUUUCCACCAGCCUCCACCGAUGGUUCAUCAGCCAGUUCUUCAUUCUCAUGAUACUUGGGUUACAAAACCUGUAGUAGUCCCGUAUGCAUCACAUGUACACCACGUUGCUACGUACAGAGGGGUCCCUCACGAAGAGAUAUUUAUGCACGGUAUAGGCACUGGGACAUUCGGUAAAUCUCACGUUCCCGUAAGAGGAUCCCGCAGAAACGAGAUAAAAAGUGUGGAUCACGGAGAUAAGAACAAGACAAUAAACGCAGACAAGGAAACAACAACGGAAGAAAAGGGGCAACCGGAGAACUUAAGACAUAGAAUAUCGAGAGAUGCAUUUGGCGUAAUGAAAGGUAAGGAAAGACUUGGUGCAGAAAAGAGAAUAAGGAGAGCAAUAUUUGGAUCUGUGACCAGAAAACAGUUGGACGACACUACUGAGAGGAGCCCUCUUGGAGCUGAAGCGAGAAUACAGAGAAGUCUUAUAAAUUCUCUGUCUCAUGUUUACCACCCAGAUUACUCUAAUAGUCAGGAAGGAGCUUCUCAUGAUGCGACCAGACCUGAGCGAUCUAUAGGCGUCUCUUUGCUUAACAUGGGUGCUGGUGCCAGGAUUCAGAGAGCCGUAGCAGAACCAUGGACAGCGUUUGAAGGUGAGCUUCCAUAUCCUAUGUUUAAACGUAGUAGUGACGAAACUGAAAAAUCCUCUACACCGGACGAAAAUGCAAACAAAAACAGCAAUAGCACCAAAAAGACACUACUAAUAAUUCAUAGACCGCCAAUACUGUAUCAUCCACCGAGCCAUAUGAUUCAUCGACCUUCCAUAGUUGUUCACAGACCGGACAUAAUAGUUCACCGCCACCCCAUCGUCUUUCACAGGCCGCCGAUUCUCGUUCACCGACCCCCAAUCAUAAUUCAUCGCCAGCCAGUUCUCAUUCACAGGCCACCAAUUAUAGUUCAUCGACCGCCAUUAGUGUUUCACCGGCCAUCUAUAAUCAUUCAUCGCCGUCCAUAUAUAAUACAUCAUCACCCGAUUCUCUUCCAUCGUCCGCCAAUCAUUAUCCACAGGGGACCUCAAAUGAUAGUUCACCAUUCCCAUCUGAUUCAUCAUUACCCAAUGCACAUGAUACAUAUGACUUGCCCAGGUUGCGGCUUUGGGAAAUCUACUGUUGCACGACUAGACGGUCACCAUAUUGAGCACGACAAUGACAAAACGUCACACUCUGACAGAUUGCUUAAAGAUGCUAAUGUCAAGGAUCUCCAUCGGCAAAGUGCUAACCCGUCAAAACGCUCUGUUGCAGACAAGAAGUCAACAAAACAUACUAAGGAAGACGAGCAUCACAAGAAGAGAAGAGAUGGGCACAAAAAGAAAAAGGACGUAGUCGUUAACAGACCUCCGAUUAUCUACCAUCCCCCACCGGAGGUGUAUCACAGACCAGACAUUGUUGUACACAGAGCACCAAUUCUCAUCCACAGACCACCAAUUGUUUAUCAUCAACCGCCAGUUGUUGUUCACCGACCAGCUGUAGUUUACCAUCAACCACCCAUUGUAUUCCACCAACCUGCUCCAGCGGUUAAUCAGCCAUUACUCUAUUCACAUGAUAGCUUUGUCCUACAUCCAAUGGCGUUUGCAUCUCAUAUGGGUUCUAUUGUAAACGACGCUGGCCAUUACGUUGGUGUUCCUCAUGGCGGAAUAAGCAACUACCCUGGAAAUAUACUUCAUAGUCAUAUGGGUCAUGUGCUGCCUUCGUUUAACCCAACGGGUUGGUCGCGAAGAGCUGAAGUCUCCAAGCCACAAAGCAAAAAGUAUUCAAAGGUCAGUCAUGGGAUGCACAACAAACAUGCAAAACGUUCCACAGACAUGGAAAGUAGUACCAAAAGUGAAAAGCAACGAAAGAGCAAAACACCUGUCAAGCAGGAAAGCAAGCAGAGAAAAGGUGAGAGAAAGAAUAAAGUUGUCGUUGCACGACCACCUUUGAUUUAUCACCCACCCCCUGAGAUCUAUGACCAGCCAAAUGUUAUAGUACACAGACCUGACAUAAUAAUCCACCGACCUUCCGUUGUGUACCACCAGCCAUCUGUAGUUGUCCACAGGGCACCGGUGGUAUAUCAACAGCCACCUGUUGUAUUUCAUCAACCUCCUCCGAUGGUUAAUCAGCCAGUAUACCAUGCCCACGAUACGUACGUAGCACAUCCAGUGUAUCAGCCAGAAGCGAGCCACGUUUCGCACUCAGCAACAUACGUAGGAGCACCCCAAUACUACCCGGGGCAUAACAGCUACGGAUGGGGAUUACCAGGGCACGUAGGAGCACCUCAAUACUACCCGGGACAUGGUAGUUACGGAUGGGGAUUACCAGCAAGCGUGUCGAGUGUACAUCCACUGGCAACUGCGAGAAUACCUGGAUACGGUUAUCAGAGUGGUUCUGCUUAUCCUGGCUUUAGAGGUUUCGGGUACACACCGUCCCCAGCUUCCUAUGGAAAUGCCUUUGGACGAUCAGAGGUUGAAAAUCAUAAGAGUGCGAAAACUAAAAAGAACGACAAAAUUAAAUCAAAAACGAGGAAUAAAGAAAGCCGCAGGCGAAGAUCACUUGAGCUAAACAAGCGCAGCUUCCAUCAUCAUCAUCACCACCACCAUCACCAUCACCAUCACCAUGGUCAUCACCAUCACCAUGGUCAUCACCAUCGUGGAAGUAAGCGUCAUUACCAUUUUCGACCUAUCAGCUCCUUUGCGCAUUUAGGACAUCGUAAACACAUAGUAAUUAUCCAUCGACCUCCUCUAAUUUAUCGUCCACCACCGCAAGUUUAUCGUCGGCCAGAUAUAUUGAUGCACCUACCACCCCUUGUAUAUCACAGACCAGCACUAAUGUUUCAGCAGCCCCCGACAGUAGUUCACCAUCCUCCAAUUGUCUACCAUCAACCACCCGUGGUCUUUCACAACCCUCCUUCAAUUGUCCACACCCCAAUAAUUCGCUCACAUGAGUUGAUUUCACCUCAUCUCCAGCAUGUCAUGGUUCCAACGUCAUCAUACGUACAUCCCAGUGCGAGCUACUUCGGACCUGUUGUCCCAGGCCAGGCAUAUGGAAAGUCUGAUAUUGAGCGAACGACGGCUGGGAAAGACUCCUCUACCGCGAAAAGCGAAACUGGUUUGGGUGCCAAAAGUAACAACAACGCAAAAGCUGAAGAAAAGCGAGAUACUUCCACUAAUCCACAAAACGAAAAGACUGCUAAGAAGGGGUCAAAGAAACAAAAUGUCGACCUAGUAGUUCACCAGCCACCGAUUGUGUACCAUCCACCACCUGACGUCUUUGACAAGCCACCUGUGGUAAUGCACCAGCCUCCGAUGGUUGUGCAUCGUCCGCCCAUCCUCAUACACAGGGCCCCUGUUGUCGUACACAGACCUCCAGUUAUUAUACACAGACCCCCUAUAAUACUUCAUCAGCCAGCACAAAUUUAUCGUGUACACCACGGACAUUUCUUUCACCCUAUGAGAUAUGCAUUCGGAAAGUCCAAAAUAGAAGGCGAUAGCCACACAGGAUCGAAAGAUUAUGAUAAAAAACACAGAGUCCAUAAACCUGAAGCAAGCCAAGAUAAAGAAAAGACAACCAUUAAGAAAGGACAGAAAAAGAACACUGUCUUUGUCCAUAGACCUCCAAUGAUUUACCAUCCUCCACCGGAAAUUUACGAUCGACCAGAUGUUAUAGUGCACCGCCCGGACAUCAUUAUACAUCGACCAUCGAUCGUGUAUCAUCAGCCUUCAGUUGUUGUCCACAUGCCUCCGAUAAUUUAUCGCCAGCCCCCGGUUGUUUUCCAUCAGCCCCCUCCAAUGGUUCACCAACCAGUUUUACACACACACGAUACUUACCUGGCUCAUCACGUUCCUGUGCCUUACACCUCACAUGUAGAGCAUUCAGGAACGUACGUUGGAGCACCACAUUUUUUUAAUCAGCCUUUUAUUGGUGGAUAUGUGGGGAACGCUUUGGGCAAAUCAAAGGUUGAAAAGUCCAGCGACAAGACUACGAGCAGGAGUCAUGCAAGCAAAUUCAAACCUAAAGGAAAAUCAAAGAGAGCGUCCACAGUGGAUGCGGAUCACAACCAGGCAGCUAACAUAGCUAAUGCUUCAAGCUCAUCGCACACGUCUCCUGGUCACAAAAAGAACAAGGUUAUUAUCAAUAGACCAGCAAUGAUAUACCACCCCCCACCUGAGAUAUACGACAGACCGGACGUUAUCGUUCAUAGACCGGAUAUCAUUAUACAUCGCCCUUCCAUUGUUUAUCAUCAACCAUCAGUCGUUGUCCACAGACCUGCCAUCGUCUAUCGUCCCCCUACGGUAAUAUUUCAUCAGCCCCCUCCUUUGGUAAAUCAACGUAUAAUGCACGCACAUGAUACUUAUGUUGCCCAUACUGUUCCGGUACCACAUUCUUCUUACAUACAACACAAAUCCACAUACGUUGGCAGCCCUCACUACUACCCAGGAGGCUGGAACUAUGGGUGGAGUCAACCACAUCCAUAUGGAUUAGCGUAUGGAAAGUCAAAGGUACCUGCAACAAAAGAUACCUCCUCGAAGCAGCACAAGUCAGCAAAUAAAGAUAAAGUGAAACGAUCAGAUGAAGACCAAGAGGAAGAGGAAAAGACGGACAUCAAGCAAAUGCAUGAUAGACCGAAACACAAAGAAAACGCAGACGGAAGUCGGAGAACUCUUGAGAAAGAAACAAAGGAAAUAGAGGAGGAGAUCACAUUAAAAAAUCAAACUGGAAAGGAGACACGCGGAAAGAAAAAGAACGUUGUUGUUAUGCAUCGACCUGCCCUAAUUUAUCAUCCACCGCCGGAAAUUUACGAUAAACCAGAUGUUAUCGUACACAGACCCGACAUCGUUAUUCACAGACCCUCUGUAGUUUUCCAUCAGCCUUCAGUGGUGGUUCACAGGCCACCAGUUAUUUAUCGGCAGCCCCCUGUGAUUUUUCACCAGCCAUCGCCGAUGGUCCACCAACCAAUUCUUCAUGCACAUGACACGUACGUAGCACACCCUCAUUUCGUUCCAUUUACAUCGCACGUUCAACAUACAGGAAGCUACGUUGGUGCCCCGCACUUCUAUCCAGGAAUGUGGGGCUAUGGACAACAUGGGUUUGGCAAAAGUCACAUUUUUGGUAAACCAAAAGUAGAAGGCAAGCCAAAACAUCUCAGAAAAAGUGUCAGCAGUGCUUCAAAGAAUGAAAAGUUUAGUGAUGGGGAUAAAAGGAGUUUACCAAUUGAUAAAAACUCUUCAGCUACUGAAAAGCAUAGAAGUAAUGACAAAGUUUCGAUGAAAAGACACAAAAAGAAUUUGGUGGUAAUGCAUCGCCCACCACUUAUUUACCACCCACCUCCAGAAAUAUACCAUAAGCCCGAUAUUAUUUUGCACAGGCCGGAUAUUGUAAUUCAUAGACCCUCGGUAGUGUUUCAUCAGCCAUCCGUUGUGGUGCACAGACCCCCUGUGAUAUACCGUCAACCGCCGGUUGUGUUUCAUCAGCCAUCUCCAAUGGUACAUCAGCCCAUACUUCAUGCGCAUGACACAUACGUUGCUCAUCCACACUUUGUUCCAUACUUGUCCCACGUAACACACGGGGGUUCGUAUGUAGGGGCACCACACUUUUUCCCGAGUCAUUGGGGACCAGGCCAUGGGUUUGGGCAUUUCCACUUCGGACAUGCGUUUGGAAAAUCCAAAGUAGAACAAGGUACACGAGAACUCAAGUUGGAAUCUGCUAAUAAAACUGUGUCGUCUAACAAACACGUAGACACGGCUGUGCAGAGCAGAAGUAGAAGAGCGAACGCAGAUCUUGAUUUGCGUGGAGGUAAGCCACACGCAAAGCCGAAAGACAAACAUGGAAAAGAUGGAAGCGAUAAAGAGAUGAAAAAGGUGGCCCAGUUCCAUCCAGAAAAAGAACAUAAAAAAAGACAUGGCAAAGGACACAAAAAGAACAUGGUUCUCAUUCAGCGCCCGUCGAUGAUUUAUCAUCCUCCUCCAGAAAUCUAUGACAGACCCGCUAUUAUUGUACAUCGGCCAGAUGUUGUUAUUCACCAGCCAUCGGUAGUGUAUCAUCAACCAUCAGUGGUAGUCCACCGCCCUCCAAUAAUAUAUCAUCCACCACCAGUAGUAUUCCAUCAACCACCCCCAAUGGUACGCCAACAGAUGUACACUUCACAUGACGUUUAUCGGGGCCAUCCGUAUUUUGUGCCCUAUAUGUCUCAUAUUAACCACGCACAAACCUACUUUGGCGCGCCAAACUACUUCCCUGGCAGCUGGGGGUAUGGUUAUGGAUACGGUUCUUCUUUGGCGCCGAUCGCUGAACCAAGAAGAUUAAACGAGCUCAGUGGUCCAUUUCUAAGAUCUUCAAGUUAUGGGUCUAGUUAUGUUGCACCCUCUGCUCGGGUGAAUGGCGUGAGUGGUAAUUAUCGUUCAGCCUUUACCAAGUCAAAAGUUAUGAAGCACGAAAGACAAGCGAAAGAGUCAAAAAGGACUAGAGAUUAUCAGAAGAAGGAAAAUGUUAACAUGAAACCUCAUCGCCAUUCUCACAAACAAGAAAAGCGACAUCGACGCUCUGUGCAUUUAUCAAAUGUUCAGACAAAUAUCCCCUCCGGGAAAAACAAGCUUCACAAAAAGGAGCACAAAUCGGAUAAGGGAGGUAAGAAGAACCUUGUAAUAUUAAACCGACCUUCUCUAGUGUAUCAUCCGCCUCCUGAAAUCUACCAUAAGCCUGAUAUAAUCAUGCACCGGCCUGAUGUUGUUAUUCACCAGCCUUCAGUGGUAUACCAUCAACCCUCAGUUGUGGUUCAUCGUCCACCAAUAAUCUAUCGACAACCUCCAGUGGUAUUUCACCAACCAGCGCCGAUGGUAAGCCAGCCAACGUUUCACUCACAUGAACACUACAUUGCCCAUCCUUCUUUUGUUCCAUACACGAGUCACGUUUACCAUUCGGGAAGUUAUAUAGGUGCACCGGAUUAUUUUCCUGGAGGGUUGAGCAGUGGAUAUAGCCAUGCCUUUGGGAAAUCGCAUGUUCUUAAGUACAAAUCAACGCCAAAAAUGGACAACGCAAAGUAUCAGGGAACAGACAAGAUAAACAAAGAACAGAGACGAAGUACUAAAGGAAAGAUCUUUCAUCCACAAAAGGAAAAGACUGAAAAAGCCUCUAGAAAGAACGACAUUGUUGUAAGUCGUCCUCCUAUAAUUUACCAUCCGCCACCCGAAAUUUACCAUCGACCAGACAUCGUGGUUCACAGAGCGCCGAUAGUACUUCAUCGUCCACCAAUAAUUUAUCACCAGCCUCCAGUAGUUGUCCAUCGGCCGGCUGUUGUUUACCACCAACCCCCUGUAGUAUUUCAUCAGCCACCACCGACAGUGAAUCAACCUAUUUUACACUCACAUGAUUCAUUUGUUGUCCGCCCUGCCGCCAGAUUCUACCCACAAGGCUCUUCUAUUUCACAUAGCAUGAGUUAUGUGGGAAUUCCAAGCCACGUUUUACAUGGAGAUGAAUUAGGAUUUGAACAUUUCCAUAAUCUUCAUCGAUCACGAAUAGAACACAACGAGAAGGGUCCACUGACAGCCCAAAUGACAAAAUCAACAAUCUCGAAAAUACCGACAACCAACAAAGAAAAUACCGGAACGACUAUCACUGACCAGACGCAAAAAAAAACUUUGAGAUCCACUAUAAGGCACCCCAAAAUAACUAAAAGACAGCUCAUAGGCUCUCAUUCACUAUUUGAAUCUUUCUCCCCAAUAAACAACGUUCAAGAACCACAACAUGCAGUAGAGCAGGAUGAAAAGUUAUCAACCAUACCGGGAGAGAUCUCAAAACGUGAAAACGACAUUGCGAAGAGACAACUUAUCCUACCAGAACCUACGGAAAAUGACUAUCAUCCUUCUUUACCGUCAGCAUACAGCUCAUUACAGUUGGCUGCUCUCCAAAACCAAGCUUUUGCGGCCUCUGAAGGUUUAGGGCAAUCAAAUGGUAUUGAACAAGAGCAUAUGGCUGAUCUUCCGUCUUAUUUGUCAGCUCUGCAAGGACUUGAGCGACCUUUAAUGGGACGAUUACCAUUCCAGGUGCAGGCAGCUCCCAAAUAUGAUUCACCGGACGUACGAGUUCAUGUUGAAACUACAAAAUCAUCUAUACCAAUAAAAUCACGAAAAAAGCGACAGCUGUUUCCUUUUUACCAGCAGCAGGCACCUUCGCGAGUACCACACGUUUUAAUUCAGACGCCAAGCUUUGGAGAAUUGGGAGGUGCCAUCCAUUCAGUUGCCCCUGAAUCCAUUUACAACCUUUUGAGACCCAUCCACUCUACGUACCACCCUAUUGCAGGUCCAUACGAUUAUCUGGGAAUCGCUGGGCUACAGCAUCGCCCUCACGUAAACAUCAAUGUGCAGUCAGCCAGGUCGGUAAUUCCAGACAUUGGACAUGACAUCCAGAAACGAUCAGACGAGAAAAAGACAAAAAGACAGUUCUUAGCAGUUAUUCCGCCAUUAUCUCCAAGAAUCCCCUUUGGCUUAGCGGCAGGAAUGAUGAACAACUACCCCUCUUACUUACCGAUUCCAGCUCCUUCAAGUUUCCCAUACCAGCUUGUGCCACGAGCAUUUUAUCCAGAGGAAUCUGAAGAGGAGAGCACAUUUUCUGACGCAUUACCGCUUCCCCGUCCUUCACCGAUUCCACACGCUCCUUAUAACGCAUUUUCAGAUGACGACAAUGAGUCCCCAGGAUAUAACCCACUGGCAUCAUACUUAACUGCACUUUAUAAUAGCUUCCUUGGAUAUCCACUCUAUCGCCGCCAUCGUAAACCUAAAGUUCACGUGGAGGUACACACAUCAAAGUCAAACAUACCAAAAGCCAAGGAGAACAUUCGAGAAGUUCAUUCACGUAUCUCUAAACGGCAGUUGUUUAACAUCUUACCCAGUUCAACUCUGACCGAAAAUCACCAUGUCCUACCUGCAGCUUCAAAUUACGGCAUUCACCCGUAUUCUUCACGGGUAAGAAUCAACGAAGCAACUUCCAAGAGAAACAAAAUACCUGAAACAAACAGGGAGAAAAGAUUUCGCAAAGGACAUAACUUACAGGCGAAAGAGGAAAGAAAUGGAGAAAAAAGAGACGAACUAAUGGGGAAUGGAGCUAUUGAACAAGACGCCUCUCAAGGUGAAGGAAAUUAUAUAAACCAACCAGAAACUCAAGUUUUAACUACAAACGAAGCCACUCCGAAUGAAGAAUACACUACUUCUAACGAAAACGACCAAAUGCAGGGGCUCCCACAACAACAGUCAUACGAAAAACCAAAUGACCAAAUCCAAGAACAGCGGCCUUAUUCAGUUCAACAGACAUGGCCUUUCCCUAAUCAACCUACGACAUUACCCUUACAAGCGCAACAGCUAGCUUACAGAACACCCUUGGCUCCAAUGCAAAUAGCACCGCAGGUACCGAUACAAACAGCUGUCCAAGCACCACCAUAUAUGGCUCCGUCCUUAGGAAUAAUCCCUGGUACAUUACCAGCAGUCCCUAAUAUUCCUCUUGCUGAACACCCAUACGUGCAACAGGUUUCGGAUCUGCAAAACGAACAGCCUAAGCAUACGUCUAUUAAUGUUAACGUAGCUGCAAAAUCAACAGUCCCGGUGAAAAAGGCAAAAAAGAGUACGACCUCCCACGCUAAACGGCAGUUUGUAGUCUCCCCACAGGGAUAUAUUUCUGCCAACGGAAUGCCUAGUUCUUAUUCGCUCUAUAAACCAGCAGAACGUAGCAGAGGUCCGAGGGUUUCAAUCAGUGUACAGAGUAGCAGAAAAGCAGGAAUAGAGAAAGGCCCAGCAAAGCGCCAGAGCAUCUCACUUUUAACACGAUUUCCUGCAAUGCAAGUGUUACCUCAAACAUUUAAGCAGAAUGGCGUUUUAAUGCCGGCUUUUAACACCUUGCCAGUAAAUCAUAGAAUAAAGGCUAAUGGGAUGUUGUUAGAGGAACUUCAACGACAGAGAAAGCAUCGUAUUCCAAAGACGACUAAAAACAAUAAAACAGCUACAAAGGAAAAUGCCAAGAAACGACAAUUUUAUGUGGAGCCAGCGUUAUCACCCUUAACAAUACAACAAUAUGCCAUAGCCAAGCAGCCAAGGGUUUAUCCAAGGCCAAGAGUUUCAGUAAACGUUGAAGUGAACAAAAGGAAGUUCGUGUCUUUAAAGGAAAAACCUUCAAAUGAUUUAAGGCACAAGACACCCACUAAGGGCGAAUCAAAAAUAAAAAGAAGACAAGUUUACGGAAUGGAGCAGCUUCCCAACAGCAUCCAGAUACCGGUAAAGAAUCCUCUUUUUUCACAGACACCCUCCACAGAACAGCAGCGUCGGGUCUCAGUAAACGUAGAAGUACUAAAAAAGAGUAACACUUUGUUAAAACAAAAAGGCCAUGAACCAAAACUAAACAAAGAAAAACGUCAAAUAUAUGGCUUAUCAGAGCUACCACAUGACGGACUGAUCCAACAACCUUUGACGCUACCGAGUCAAAGUCAGCCAUUGGGAUAUCUGCCAAGCUCUCUUCACAGUCCACAUGUUUCUAUCAAUGUUGAGACAUCAAAGCGAUCCGAUGGAGUAGGCGAAAAUAUUUAUAAACGCCAAGUACUAGGUUUGCAGCCAGAUGUAGAAGAACCUUUUGAUCAAAGUCAGGAACCUCUUACACCCGGACAAGAAGCAUUUCAGUCAGAAGAAGCAGCACAACAGGACGAUACGCAGACCCCUAUAGAGGUACAGGAACAAUCAAAAGCAGACGAGACGUCGCCCAUAGCUGUCCAGUCCAAUAUCUUGGCUUCACAACGGGUGGAGGAUUCAUCCUCAGAACAACAAAUAUCUCGUGGUGUUUCAAUCGAUAACCUUGAUCAGCGUCCACAUGUUUCUGUUCAUGUUGAAGCUUCAAAACGAGGCAAAGGAGAAAUUAGGCCAAGGAGUAGAAAGGUGGCGAGAAGUACAAACGGAGAAAAAGGAGAUAAAAGAGAGUUUUACCAAUCAAAUGGAAACGAACAACAAACUGUAGCAAGUACACUACAACAAGAGCUGUUACAACAACAGCAACAGGUUUCACUACCACAAGCCUAUGCUCCACUAUUGCAGCAGCAGCAAGUUCAGCAGUUUCAACCGAUCAUGUUACCAGAUACACAGUCCGCGGAGUCAAGUACCCGACCAAAAGUGAGCAUUAACGUUGAAACAUCUUCAAAAUCUUCAAUAUCUAAACAUAAUUCAGAUGAAAAAAGAACAGGAAGGAAAGCAAGACGUCAGCUUUUAAGCACCAUUCCUCUUCUUAGUUCUUUGGGACAAGCAAUAGCAGAUGGGCAACAAAGAAGAUCAACAGUUCUCGAAUCACUGGAAAAUCACAACAAACCCAAAAAAGGAUUUCGGGCUGAGAAAAAGGACAGACGGGUAUGGAAACGACAGCUUUACAAUUAUCUAGGAGGUCAACAGGAACAACAGAUUCUACCCACUCAAGCUAUACAAGACGUAACAGGAACUGACCAACAACUGCAGAAUACCCCAAUGCAGCCUGUUCAGAUGUUUUCAGGCGGAGUCCAGGCACCACUACCGCAAAUUGGAGGAGUUCCUCAACCUACUGUUUUAGAAACAAGUGAUCAACAGGACCUUCAACAAUACCAAAACGAAAAAGAACAGCUAGCGAAUAAUCAGGAAGGUCCUAUCUCACCCAUUCAAGCUGAACCAACUUUAGGUUCUCUUAGUUCACUUCAACGACCACAUGUAAGCAUAAACGUUCAAACAGCCAAGUCACAAGUGCCCAAUCGGUUGAUUUCAAAAAGAAUGGUACUUGAGAAUACAAAAUUUAAACGACAGUUUGAUGUACUUGGUGGUGGCGGUGUAAUUGAGAGACGAAGAGGUCCAAAAUUCAUGACAGCACCUUUAAAGAAACCAAGAAUUGGAAAUGUUUUUGGAUUAGGUAAUAAUCCAAAUAAGCCAGUUGAAGUCUUCUCAGAUCCACUCGCAAACCUUCUCGCUGGUGGAAAUGAAGAUAGAAAGAGACCAAAGCUGGGAGGAAUACGGCUUGAUAAUCCCACUGGUGUUGGAGCCUUACCACUCAAAGGGGCAGGAAACCCUUUGGAUGGUUUGUUUUCUCCUGAUGUUCGUGCACCGACAAUUUUUCAAGACAAUGGUGCAGAGGCGAUUUCUCCAUUCGUACAAGAACCAGCGCUGACGGGAAAAAAUCCUAUAUUUCCCCCAAGUGGCAUAGCUGGUCCCCGAAUUGACGGUACUACACGAGAAGAUAACAGUCAGUUGCCAUUAAACGACUUAUCUUCCACUGGGCCGGCAAUUAUACCUCUACCUACUCUCAACCAAGCCAUAAUACCCAACUUGCCUUUGGCGGCUGCAGCACCACCCCUACAACAACGCCCAAUCCUUCUUGCUCCACAAGUGCUUCCAAUAGUUCCACUUGCAACACCAAUGCCACUUCCGACACCUGCAAUGGAAGAUACAGCACAUGACCUUCCAGCUCCUCCUCAGAUAGGCCCAAUAUUCCCACCGUUAUUGCCCGUUCCGUUGCCUAACGUGGCGCCACCUCCACCGUUUCAAAGCCCAGAUAGCUUACUUUCCGAGUCAGAAGACGACAAACCAUCAGUGCAUGUUAACGUUGAGACGUCAAGAUCAAAUGUUCCUGACGUAAAAAAAUCAUCCAAGAAGGCUACUGGCCCAGCAACUCAUGGUUAGGCUGAAGGAGAAAACGAUUCUUGAGGUAUGAAAGACGUUUUUCAAAAGCUGCUAAGGAAAAGACACUGACCGGGUAUUAAGCAAUAUAAACGUAAAUUUGAUAAAAUAACGUUGGCUAAAGAGGAUAAAGGUAUAGUAUAACGAAAUGAUCAGUUUAAAGUUCUAAAUAAGAGUUAAUUUAAGGCACGGCAUAAACACAGAAGUAUAUUGUGUUAAUUGAUGGAUUCAACUAAGGGGAACAUUUUUAACAUUGUAACUAGACUUGUUAACCGCUUCCCUCAGUUUGCGGGCCGAAAACACAGUUUCUUGAGAAUUUUCAUUGGCUCAACUUUUCCUCUGUAAAUAAAUCACCGGACAGUGUUUUCGAAGAAUUGUGGUCAUUAAGUGUUUGCCCUUGAUGUUGUGAUUUUUCCAUCUCUUUACUCUACCUUUCAAUGGAUACAUGUACCUUAUAUAAUGAGGUUGGGGCUGGGAGAGCGGAUUUAGAGACUACUGGCAUGGAAGGUAGAAGCUGUCAAAUUAUAGUUGUGGCGAUUCCGGAGGAUGAAGGUGUGAGAGCACAAGCACGAGAAGUACAAAAGUAUCAAGAUCUUACGAGAGAAGUUCAAAGUAUCAGUAAGGGCAAAAGUGAUUCUGGUGGUACGUAGUGGGAGUAUAAGAAUCAUUACCACUAGUUAGGUUGAAAGACAACCUGAGGGUCACUGAUGUGGUCACUUCUGUUGAACUGAUCCAGAAAUAAGCAUUGUUGGGGUCGGAAAGGAUACGUAGGAGACGGUAAUGGAGAUAUAGAGAGGAGAUGUAAGGAAACAACAUGUUGUCAUCCACAGCCAACAUCGUUUUUAAGUUCAAUAAUAAUAAUAAUAACAAUAAUUAUGAUGACAACAACAACAAUAAUAAUAAUAAUAAACAACGAAAUCGCGCACUUGAAAUUGACCAACCACAUGGCAAAGCUGUGAAGAUACACUAGACAGUGUAAACAACAAACAUUACAUGUCAGCAUGUUUCAAUAUUCCAUUAUAUUUUUGUAGGACCCGAUGUAGUUUUGUACACCAAGCGUUACCCAGGAGAGUAAGGGAACUAAAGGAGUGGGCCUGAUUUUGGAACUGAUGAAGACGUGGAACUUCAUGUAGAUACUUUUGAGUGCUUCCAGUUGAUUCAAAGACCCACACGGCAUCUCCUUUGUGCAUCACAGUAGUUUGAUUAACUACAAGCGUAGCAUUAAGCUCGCUUUCACACUGCUGACACUUUUAUGUAAUAAAUUGAAAACAUGAUUAUAAAACGCUAACAGAGCAGUGAAAGUAAGUAAACGUUGACAACUGACGCAUGCAGAUAAACAACACUUUCCAUGUCUGGAGAAAUAUAACAUCGCUUGAGAUUCCAAGAGUGUGCGUAUACUUUCAAAGAAAGCAAAACUCAUGUUAAUUUGAACAAAACCAUUUGAUUUAACUGUCACAGAAAUAGGCGUAGCUUAAAGCCGUUUUGCACGAUUAAUCGAUUGCUAUACGUACCAAGCUUAUGUAUAGUCUUAAUACAUCCCGUGUCACUUUUUUGGCGGACACAGUGUAUCAACAAACUCAUAGGGUGCGUUCGAUUGGAAAAUUUUGAAAUCCGGAUUUCGGAGUUGCAAUAAAACACGAAAUCCCAAAACAGAUUUUCACGCCGUUAAGGGGGAAAUCGGGAAAAAGGAUUUGAAAAACUGCGCGCAAGAAAAGCGCUACAGCAAACGCAGGAAUACACGUAGUUAGCAGAAAAAGACCACUGUUUAAGAGAACAUUUUUGCAAAACGUUUUCUGCAAUUUCCCAAUAAAAUGGUGAAGAAGGAAAUCCAUGAAAUCUAUAAAAAGGAUUUCUUUAUUAAAAUCCACCUUGCUUUUUGGAAUUCGUUAAUGGGUUUUGCAUUUUAUCGCAAAACCGAAAUCCAUCCAAUCGGACGCACCCAAAUAAUUAGUAGCCGUAGCUUGCUUUACCGGUAUGUAUUCGCGGCUCACAAUACGGUCUAGUGCAAUUUGGCUUUUUGACUUGUUUAAGUCAAAGAUCACACAUCUCAAGGGAGAUUUUAUUUAAACCUAUAAAGUUACUUAACCUUGUCAACCGGUAAACGUUCUAAGUGGAGCUAAAAAGGGAAAUAAGUCGUACUAUUGAGUUCUUCGAAGCUCCAAAUACUAACUUAAAAAAUCGGUUAAUGAAAAACAAUCAAAACACAUUUUCUAUGAAUAAACACUUCGAUGAAGUUUAGAAACAAUUGUGACAAUAAAAUAUCGAAUUUUAAACGCACUGUGCGAAAUUACUGCGUCUUAUCUCUAAUCCAUUUGUCUUCAAAAUAUGCUCAGGGAAUCAAACCCACACGUAUUUUACAAAAAAAAACUCCUAAUAGACCUUUUUACCGAUAAGGCGGCCAUAUUGAAUUAAUUUGAUUUAAGGAGUAUUAUAGGAUGCCCAGGGGGCAUGAGCACAUUUCGUUUGAAUAUUCGAGCGCUUUUCGGGACAUUUUUUCGCAAAGUUUUCUUAGAAUAUCUAACAUUACCCUUUUUUCUAGGAACGCGGCACAAACCUACAUUAUUACUAGCGGAAAAAGGGCUCUUUAUAUGUCACUUUCUGGUAUAAAGAUUAUGAUUUGAUCUUUUUCCGCUAGUAAUAAUCAUCCCAACACGGCACAAGGAUCUUUUUUCUUAUUACAAUCUUAUUCUAAGAAAACUUUAAGAAAAAAUGUCCCGGAAAGCGCCCGAAAAUACAAACGAAAUGUGCUCAUGCCCCCUGGCCAUCCUAUAAUACUCCUUAAAUCGAAUUAAUUCAAUAUGGCCGCCGUAUUUGUAAAAAGGUCUAUUGUCUCCUUAACUAUGUUAAAGCGGAAGCCCAAGUCCUCUCUUCAGCAAGUGAAGUAACAUAACUCUUCCAAUCCGCACCGAAAAGCUUGUAAAUUACUCGCAUUCGGCUCGUCAUUUACAAGCCUUUUUAUUGUAAACCUGACAUUAAACCAACAGAGUGCAGUUGAUUGUUUCAAAAAACCGUACCCCUCUGAUUGCCGUUAUCUGUUUCUUCUCCCAUAUAUCAUCCGUGGCAUAUCUGCAAAUUAGCUGGCGAAGUUAUUAAACGAAUCCAUAGAGCUAAUUUAGUGUGUGGUCCACCUUAAAAAAAAACUAUUGCAUUGUAUUGUAUUGUAUUGCUUUGUCUUGUGUACAAUUCGUGUAAAGUCAUUUGUGACGAUACGCGGCUAAACAAUCCUUUCUAUCGAAAUUUUUGCAAACUCGCUUGUGCCUCAUUGUUUUGGAACGCAACGGCCAAUCAAAAAAGCGCCCGAAGGCCAACGAAAUCACUUCGGAAACCGAAGCUUACUCUAAGCAACACUAAGUUGACUGUGAGCUCAUGGGCGCUUUAUUCAGCUGUUUGUGUGUUUCAAAAUAAUAGCGCUUUAGGAAAGUUAAAUGACAGGCAGGAUCGACAGGAUUACUCAGCGGUGGGAGACCAAAUAUAUACGGCAAUCAAAGUGUUAGAAAAUAGUUUACUGCCUAUAAUAGAAACUAGAUUCCCCUGCUUCCUUUGGCAAUCAUGCAAUCUCUCGAGAAAUGUGAAGCAAGUCGCGCGCGAUUCUCUUUAUAACAAGUGGCUCAUUCCCCAGAAAAUAUAUAUUUUCUUAUUUAAAAAUUAGAAAACAAGACAAAAAGAAAACAUUCAAAACGGGUUCAAAACAUUCAAACUAGUGCGCGGAACAAUUUAAACUAGUCCGACUUGAUGAGUGAUUCACUUCGCUGCGAAAGAUCUACAAGGCCUGUAAGUUAAAUGUAUUCUUUUUCCUGCAGGUAAAAUCAGUAAAAGAUUGUUUCUAGACCGAACCAUUUUUAGAAUUCCUGUUUUCAGCCUUGCUUUGAAGAAGCACCUGUUAAAGUCCGCAAGAUAUACGUAAGUUAAAUGUAUUUUUUUUCCUGCAGGUAAAAUCAGUAAAAGAUUGUUUCUAGACCGAACCAUUUUUAGAAUUCCUGUUUUCAGCCUUGCUUUGAAGAAGCACCUGUUAAAGUCCGCAAGAUAUACGUAAGUUAAAUGUAUUUCUUUUCCUGCAGGUAAAAUCAGUAAAAGAUUGUUUCUAGACCGAACCAUUUUUAGAAUUCCCUGUUUUCAGCCCUGCUCUCAAGAAGCACCUGUUAAAGUCCGCAAGAUAUACGUAAGUUAAAUGUAUUCUUUUUCCUGCAGGUAAAAUCAGUAAAAGAUUGUUUCUAGACCGAACCAUUUUUAGAAUUCCCUGUUUUCAGCCUUGCUUUGAAGAAGCACCUGUUAAAGUCCGCAAGAUAUACUGUUUGAUAUACAGGUUUCAGCUGCACAAACUUACAGUGUAUAAGUGUAGUUCCAGUCAUAAAGAAAAUGGCUGUUAUGGAUCAGUAUUUCACCUUUGGUUUAAAUCUAUUUUCGGGCACCACUAUGAUGAUAAUCAGUAUUGAGUUUGAACUGAAGUAAAACAAAAGUAAACCAUUAUAGCGACAGGUGUAUUGAACUACAGUGUAGAUGCGAAUUGUAUAAUGACCUACACUUUGUAAAAAAAAAACAUUAAUCAUGAGCUUUUUAAAGCAAGUAGAGAUGGCAUCCAGUUAGUAUUGUGUUUAGUAAACAAACACUGCAGAUAUAAAGAGAUGAAAAAGCUACAUGCAAGUAACAGAAAAUCCAUCGUAAGAAUUAAAUUAACUUAACUAACUUGUUACUGUCCUCUCUUCUGAUUUUCUUCAUUGUCUUUCCAAUGCAGAUUCCAUUUUAAGUCAUUACAAUACAGCAAAUGAACCUGUGAAAAAUCAAAAUACACUGUACAGUGGAAAGCAUCAAAUGCAUCAUAUCUCAGUGCAAAGAAGUAAUCUUUUUGACUUUCUGCAUCAGUUCAAUAAAACUUGUAAAAGUGUAACUUACCGCUGUUCAAGUAUACUACUAAAACCUAGGUGUUUUAGAGUAAAAAAUACCAUUAUUUUCACCAUUUUCACUUUGCCCAUAAUACACCUUGUUUACCACCCUUCCCCAAAAUUUUGCAUACACUGUACAUGUAACAAUGAUUGUUUCCAACUGGGUAUUAUUAAUUGAAGACAAUGGUUAUGCAAAAUGUUGGAUGGGAGGUUCAGCGGUAUACAAAUUGUAUUAUGUGGGCAAUGUGACUAAAUUAUUCAUUUUGUAAGUCUGAUCGACUAUUAGAGAUUUGAAUUAAUUACCCUUCAUCAACAACAAAAUAUCCCAUUAAACCUUCAUUCAGAUGGAAUUCAGCAUGUACAGACAUGCAGAUGCAAAAUAAGUUCAUCAAUGGUUAAUUAAAUAUAACAAGAGAUCCUUAAAUAUAGAGGACCAGAUACAUGUCAGAGGGUAAAGUGGAAUCCAUGCAGUUAAUACAGAGACACCAAUAGGACAUGCUGUGGUGUCCAUAUUAUCUCGGUGUCCAAUUGAGCGGGCUCUCAGAUAAAACACACCAGACACAUAUUAUAUUGACAUGAAAACUAAAGCAACAAAAAGCCAAGGCAGUGAAACUUGUGUCGUAAGAGACAGGGCACGUUAUAAAAAUUACAGUACAGUCGCCUUCAAACACAAGAGGAAAUACAAUUUAACAGCCUUAUAAAAACAAAAAGGAGCCUUCAGUCACACUACUUUCCAAUUGCUUUUAUAAGUAAUAAUAUCCUAUCCUAAAUGUCUACUUCCCAAUUAGCACAAUUGUGACAAGGAAAAUAAACAUUGCACAAGCAGUCUCAAUAAGGCGGGGUUAACAAUAUUUGAGAGUUGAGAUUCAUGACACAGAAAAGCUCCGUUGUUCUAGUUAAUGGAUGUUUGUAUUUAGGGGGUGUAGUUUUAGAGGAAAUAAUUAUACGAGUUUUUGUCUGGGACAAAUAAAACCGUCCGUUCUACAUGGAUGUUUCUAUUAAGUGGGAAUCAGUAGAGUGGCAGGUUCUACUGUAUAGUCAAUCUUAACUUUAAAGAACUGUAUCAGUACACUCUCAUUUCAUGUAAAUUAUUUUGCAUAUUCAAACUUAAUUCGUUCAUUCAACCAUUUAUAUAGGUUAGGUCAAAAUUAAUACACUGUACGGUCAACCAGGUUCUAUACAGGUCUGUUGCUGACAGUGACUGACAUUUAGACAACCUGUGUGGUCAUUAUCUUCAGAGUCAAGAGUCUUUCUGGUAUAAUUCAUUGCUACAUUCAUUCAUUUCCCCUAUUAUAUGAAAUCUUUUGUCAUUUUUUUGGGUACAGUUUAGGUUACAGUGAAACCUGUACUUUUCACUUGAAAGGAGACACCUAGAGAACCCUUAGUCACUAGAGUCUGCUUAAAACAGUCAUCAUCAUUUAAUCAUCAUCCGAACUCCAAAUAAAAGAUGCUCAUGAUAUGUCAUGUCUAGCUGGGCUGAACCUUUGAAUAAAUCAGCUCAAAGAACUCUGAAGCCUAGUCAGUGGUUACCCUUAGGAGCUGGAAAAUUUUCAGUUAGGGGUACCUGUAAGAUCCUUGUGGCUUCUGAAACAAUCAAUAUCCUCCCAGUCUCUUACCAUUUUUAAGACAGUCAUGUUUAAACAUAUUGCCUUUUAAAUUAAGAUAUACAUGUAUAUAUUUUUUCUAUAUAACAAGAAGAAGUGAAAAAAAGCCACAAAAGGAAUGAUAAAUGCAAUAUACAGUGGUCCAAAAGGGCCAAUGAAUGAUUUACAGCAGCUCACUGAGCUUCUGGGUCAGAAUCAACAGCUACAUAAAUCAGGACAAAAAAAGAUGGUGAUUAACACAGCAUUUAAAUGACUGGGACCCUUAAUAAGUGACUACUCCAACCACAUUGUCUGGGGGUUCAUUCCAAGUUUGACUGCAGUAUGGAUAAAAGACCGAUCAGGUGGAGUGGGUUCUUGAGACUGGUACAGAGAGAGCAUGACUUGGCAUUGACAGACUGCAAACGAGGAUCGAGUUGAACAUCAAAACACAAAGGGUUGAGAGAGCAAAGCCUUCAAGUCAGCUAGACAUUUACUUGUGUACAUCUUGUAGAGUACUGAUGCAGCUGCCAUUAGGCAUCUGUGAUGUAGUGAGGGGACGGGCAGAUCUGAACUAG